AAAAAGCAAAGAGCAGCCGUCCUCGGCCAGACCCAAAUACGCGACUGCAAUCGAUCGAAUUGAGUCUACAUUUGUGGUGCGCGACCAGCAUCAUCAUUGCCACCGCUGGUGCUGUCCUGGGCCCGUGACAUUACACAGCACACGAGUACAGACCCAAAGAGCACCAGCCACUGCCGGGCGCGACUUGGGACGCGCGCGCACAAACGCAGCAGCAUGCGCCUCCUCUUACUGAUAACAACGCUGUCGGCGCGCGCCCUCCGCUUCUCCCCGCGAAAAAUCGCGAAGCCCGCCGGCCGCCUCUCGGCCAAAGUCGCGCGAGCGCCGUGGAGGAUAGCCACGCAACCGUGGAAGGUCCAGGACAAGUUCAACGCCUCGCCCAGUGCCGCGUCGGAGCUCUACAAGCCCAACGCGCCGGAAGACGACGAGCCGCUCACGCGGUCGCAAUUCCGCGUGGCGCUCGACCGCUUGGGCAUCAAGACGAGCCCCAAGGAUUUGCGGGACCUGUGGCGUAUGUUGGAUGCGGACAAGAACGAGGCCAUCUCCCUCAAGGAGUUCACGCGCUUCGUGACCAAAGAAGGUGAAGAGGAAAAGGCGCCCAAGAUUGCGGGCGAGCUGCGGGAGUCGCUGCGGACGCAGCCGGCCUGGAUUCUCAAGAAUUUGCAGGGGACGCGCGGGGCGGGCUCGUCGAAGAUCGAGAGCAUCGAGGAGAUCGACGUUAUUAGGCUUGAGUACGACGCGAUGCGCGGCGUGAGGGCGGAUUCCAAGAUCGUCUACGACGGGUCGAGGUACGCGGCCACGUAUGCUUCCCGAGACUGGCUGAAAAUUCUAGCAUCCAUCCAAAAGUCCUUCGUUGCUCGGAGGAUCGCCUCGCCUCUUCGAAUAUUGUCUCUGUGGGCGCUCACCAUCUCGAUCCUGCAUAGAGUCGUUGGUAGUGCGUCGUGGAGCGCGUAUUGCGGGGCCUCGGCUCCAUUAAAGGGCGUGGCGUCGGCCAUGGGGUAUGUGGGAAGUGCGCUCUCGCUACUCCUAGUGUUCCGAACAAAUACGGCGUAUACAAGGUACUGGGAAGGUAGGGGCGUCUGGAACCGUUUAGUUGUGGCUUCGAGGGACGCGGCGGAGUUCGCCGGCCUGUAUCGGGCGGAACUGGGCGCGGACCGGGUCCGCAAGUUAGGUGACUUAUUAUGCGCCUUCCCGCUAGCUUUGCAGCUCCACCUCCAGGGCCAGCCGCUGCGGGCGGACCCGUCGGCGGAUUUGAGGAGAGUAUUUAGAUCCAUCCAGCGCCGCGGCGGCGUCGACCCCGACAAAUCUUCGAGGGUUCCCCUGGACGCGUUCGUGGAAAGUUGCCGCUACGAUGAAAGAUUGGCGGCGCUAUUUUCGCUGCCGUCGGACGCCGACACGCGCGUCGCCUUGAAUCAAUUGCACGCUUUGAAGUACGGUGUCACGCGGCAAAAGGAUAGACCCGUCACGGUCUACGAACUGGAAACGUACUACAACCCGCUCGCCCUGCGUCGAUUGUUGCCGGCCAAGUCCGUGGCCGCUUUGGCAAGGGAACGGUGCCCGCCCCUAGGCAUAUGUCGGAUGAUCGCCCAGGAGGCUUAUGAAGUGCCGUACGAUAAAGAUUUGAGGUGGACUAGUCGCGAGCGGCUGGAGCUCGUGAAGAAGAUCAACGAAUUGAGGCAGUGCGUCGGCGCCUCGGAACGAAUUGCGCAAACGCCCGUACCGCUGCACUACGCUAGGCAUGCCUCACGCUUCCUGUCGCUGUGGUGCUUCCUAUUACCUUUAGCAUUGGUGGACCAGCUGGGCCUCUUCACGGCGCCGGCGACGGCCUUUAUUGUCUGGGGUUUGUUUGGGUUGCGGGAGAUCGGGACGUUGAUCGAGAACCCGUUUACACGAUCAUUACAACUCCAGAUCGUGUCGGACACGCUCGCGCUGGACAUCCAGAGUGCCGUCGACACCGCGGCAUUGGACGCGGCGCGGAAGCGACCGCCUCCGAGAACGAUACCAUUUCCAGAGGCACCACCGCUGCCCGCGCCGCCGGUCACUGGUAAUAAUGGGCGGAGUGGUGACGCUGGUCAUGCUGUUGGCGAGGGCGGCGCGACGCCCGGCGACGCGCCGACAUCAAGCAACCACGCGCUCGGCUAGGCCCCUUUUUAAACUUGAAUUUGU
Molecule: messenger RNA, 2163 nt
Organism: Pelagomonas calceolata
Lineage: Eukaryota; Pelagophyceae; Pelagomonadales; Pelagomonadaceae
Source: the annotation of a GenBank genome assembly